Molecule: messenger RNA, 550 nt
Organism: Symsagittifera roscoffensis
Lineage: Eukaryota; Metazoa; Xenacoelomorpha; Acoela; Convolutidae
Source: RefSeq, a predicted model, not a curated record
GUGGUUGCUGCACGUACCAAGUAAACAUGUACAUGGAACAAGGGCAAAAAAACGGACUGUCACCUAGAGAAUACGCGGAAAAAACUCUCCAAUUCAGCGACUACGGAGAAAAAAAUCUGGCUUAUGUCAAGUCAAGGUGGAAUGAUAAACUCUGCGCAAAUGUGAUCAGUCAAGUUGGGUUCGGAUACGGAAGUCUGAAGUUAGUUGGAGGAAAAGGACUCACCAAGAAAUUCGUACUGCCCCCUCUUGGCGGAAGCAAGAGUAUGUACCUCAUUCAUGGCGCGACGCUGAAACGAAACUUGUCCUUCUCUUACGUGAUGACAUUUAUCGUUUGCAAAGCGAAACCUGAGUUGUGCCCGGAUGAUUUUGAAAACGAAAUUGCUGAAUCAAGUUCGGGACAGAGAGUUAUUCAAAUGAAUAAACGAGGUCAAUGAAGUAAAGAGUUUAAAUAUGCGCACUAUUCUAGACUACCAAAAUCAACAUAGAAGAUAUCAUAGAAGACCGGCUGCUUGCAUUAGCAUGACACAAUGACUGUUCGCACUGCACUUUA